This is a messenger RNA of Lampris incognitus (smalleye Pacific opah), 1362 nucleotides long. RefSeq names its product bone morphogenetic protein 15 (gene bmp15). NCBI's taxonomy places the organism in Eukaryota, Metazoa, Chordata, Actinopteri, Lampriformes, Lampridae. The coding region runs from base 163 to 1362 and encodes 399 amino acids. Gene Ontology annotation, cellular component: extracellular region. The record is from RefSeq and is a predicted model, not a curated record. Gene Ontology annotation, biological process: SMAD protein signal transduction; BMP signaling pathway. The transcript is spliced from 2 exons. Gene Ontology annotation, molecular function: cytokine activity; growth factor activity.
UCCUUGCUCGUCCUCCUGCUGUGCUCCACCUUCACAGGCGUGGUGGCCGAGCGGAAACUGAAGCGCGGCCGCCGGGGACAGAGCCAGCAUGGUGCCAAGCACAGAGGCUCCCAACACUGGCCGCUGACAGACGAGCAGAGGUCGGACCAGAACCUGCAGUUCAUGCUGAGCCUGUACCGGAGCGCGGCCGAACCGGACGGCAGGCCCAGGCAGCACCGGAAGUUCGGCUCCAACACGGUGCGGCUGCUGAGACCGUCGGCGUCCACGUCGCGUUAUCUGCCGGCGUCCGGAGACCAUCACUACACGUUCAUGGUGGAGUACGACCUUGAUAGUUUCCCUUUGGCGCAAUUAGUCAGAGCAUCAUUCAUCCACCUCCGCUCCUCAUUGCCUUCAACCACCGCCCAGCCCUUUCGCCCACCUCAGUGCAGGUCCCAAAUCGCCUCGCUAGCCAAGGGCAGCCAUGGCGGACUCCUGCCUGGGGACCUGGUCACCCUAGAGCCCCAUGACGACUGGACCGAGACGGACAUCACAGCCCACGUUAGCGGGCACAUCCUCCAGGGGAGAAGCCAGGGAGCGGAGGGCCCCCUGACCCUCACCGCUGAGUAUUGGUGCACUGAACCAGGGUAUGUCGAGGAGGACGGCGAUCCCUCCUGGUGGAUGCCUUGGGGCAGAUACCUGAAUCAGUUAAGAGUAGGGAAGAGAAAAAGUCAUAAAGGGGAUACCAUGGUGCCUCACAUGGAAGUCCCCUCUCUCCUCUUGUACCUGGAGGAGGAGCGGGAGGUUGAGAAUUGGAUAGGGGAUCUGCUGGGGUCGGAGGGGGCGAGUGAGGUGAAGCUAAGUGAGCCCCUGCACCCCACUCUACCACGACGCCAUCGCCGCUCCAAGGAUGACUUGUCUUCGUCGAAGCCCAAAGAUCCCUUCUUGGACACUCUCCGAGAAGCCCCCACCUCUUCCUCUUCUUCUGUGUCCUCCUCUUUGCCUCCCACCUCCCCCACCCCCUCAGUCUUUUCCGACCUUCCCAACUACAGCCUCAAAACAAGUACACCUAGGAACCGCUGCAAGCUCCACUCCUUUCGACUGUCCUUCGACGAGCUUGGCUGGGGGCAAUACUUCAUCGCUCCCCCCGUGUACAACCCUCGCUUCUGCCAGGGUGACUGCCCCAGGGUCCUCCACUAUGGCUACCACUCCCCCAACCAUGCCAUCAUCCAGACAGUUAUCAACGACAUGGGUGUGGGUGAGGUGCCGCCACCCUCCUGUGUGCCGUACAAGUACAUUCCCAUGAGCGUUUUGGUGGUGCACAAGAAAAGGGUGGAGUACAGAGAACUGGAGGACAUGGUGGCAGAGUCCUGUACAUGUCGGUAG